Messenger RNA from Torulaspora globosa, 828 nucleotides. It is a transcript of the gene GPI2, whose product is annotated as phosphatidylinositol N-acetylglucosaminyltransferase. The coding region runs from base 1 to 828 and encodes 275 amino acids. The transcript has a single exon. The record is from RefSeq and is a predicted model, not a curated record. Lineage: Eukaryota; Fungi; Ascomycota; Saccharomycetes; Saccharomycetales; Saccharomycetaceae. Gene Ontology annotation, biological process: GPI anchor biosynthetic process. Gene Ontology annotation, cellular component: membrane; glycosylphosphatidylinositol-N-acetylglucosaminyltransferase (GPI-GnT) complex.
AUGAAGGAACCCUGGAGGCGGCUGCUAUGGAUCGAACAGGACUAUCCAGAUAACUACACGGAUCCAGAUUUUAUCCGAUUGAUCAAUGGUCUGCGAUACAACGGCAAGCGUGCUAAGCCGUCGAAAGACGCCACAUCGACGAAGAAGGUACGACGGAACCUGUUCAAUUUCUACAACAAAGUGCUGAAUACGCUCUUCAUCUACAUCGUGUUCACCCUUCUGCAAGAGAACAGGAUAAAUCCAAUUCCGCUGGCACUGGGAAUGACCACGGUCGUGCUCUGUCUUACAAACAGAACUCCCGACAAGAGAAGAGCAUUGAAUAUAAAGGCAUCGCUGGUUAUAAUUUUUGCAAUGCUGACUUUGUCACCAGUGCUGAAAUCGCUAUCCAAAACCACAGCGUCGGACUCCAUCUGGAUCUUGGCGUUUUGGCUGACGAUCGCUUACCUGGGUUCGCUGUCGACCGCGAGCAUCAGCCCGCCUUUGAACGUUUCCACCAACCUCUUGCUGGCGAUCGUCACUGUUUUGGCUUCGAGACUCAAGUCAACGACACACGUAUUCUGCUUUUUGUUGAGCUGCAUCGAGAUCAAUAUCAUACUGCCGAACUUGAUCAAGCUUUCGGACAAGUAUGUCUCAGUACUGUCUCACAUUUGCGUGUACUAUUUUGUCAAGACUUGGUUCGGCUGGCUCUACAUUUUGUUACUGGACUGUCUCGCCCUUUUCUACUUGUUCGUGAUACCUCAGUGGUUUGUGUACUGGCAGAUCCAUUACCGAGGUUACGAGUCAAGCUUGUCGAGGGUUUGGGAAGCACAAAAGCCCAUUCUGGAUUAA